This is a messenger RNA of Acanthosepion pharaonis, 1587 nucleotides long. NCBI's taxonomy places the organism in Eukaryota, Metazoa, Mollusca, Cephalopoda, Sepiida, Sepiidae. The record is from the annotation of a GenBank genome assembly.
AUGGAGUCAAUAAUGACCAAUAACAGUAACACCAACAACUUCGUAUUCCCAAAUUAUGUUAUUGUAUGCAUAUUCCUAAUUCUUCUCUAUAUCUAUGGACGAUGGCCAUUUUAUCAUUUAAGAAAAUACAAAAUCCCAGGACCAGAACCAACAAUCUUUAUUGGAAGUCUACACAAAUUUAGAAAGCAAGCUGGUGAAUUUGAUUUACAAACAAUACACAAAUAUGGAAAGGUCGCAGGAUAUUAUCUUGGAAGAGUCCCUUCAAUUUUGAUUGCAGACCCAAACAUGCUUAAGGAUAUUUGUGUCAAAGAAUUUUCAACUUUUACAAACAGAUAUAGUUCACCCAGAAUUCGUAGGAAAUCAGUUUUCAAUUCAUUUUUAACUGCAAUCAAAGAUGAUCAUUGGAAAUUUAUGCGAAGUGUAUUGGCUCCUACCUUCAGCUCAAGACGAAUGAGAGAGAUGGCCCCUCUUGUUCAAAAGGCUGUUCAGAAUUUAAAGGAAAAUUUUGAAAGUUUUGCUGUAAAUGAAGAAGAAGUUGAUAUUGUAAAUGUGUUCAGUGCCUACACAAUGGAUGUAAUUGCCAGUACUGCCUUUGGAAUUGAAGUCAACUCCCAAAAGACACCAGAAAACCCUUUGGUCAAACAUGCCCGUUCAAUUUUUCGGAUAAACAUUCUUCGGUCUUUAUUUGUUUUACUCUUUCUCAUUAGACCCAUUUGGAUAGUGUAUCCUCUGAUUGUAUUGCUUCCAAGUCCUUUCAAAAAGUCAACAGCCUUUUUGCAAGAGUUUUGUGAAAAUGUUAUUAGUGUUCGCAAACGGGAUAAAAGCAAGGCUCGUGAUGAUCUUCUUCAACUGAUGCUUAGUGCACAGCUUGAAACAAGUUUGGACUCUGAAACCAAAGCUGAAAUAAAAGAUGAAGUUGAAAGUCUCAAGAUAGAAAACUUACAAGAUUGGAAAAUGAAGAGAGGUCUCAAAGAUGAGGAAGUGGUGGCUCAGUCAAUCUUGUUCCUUAUUGCUGGAUAUGAAACAACAUCAGCAACUCUCUCAUUUCUAGCUCACAGCUUGGCUUUGAACACAGAUAUUCAAGAGAAAUUAUACAAUGAAGUCAUAUCUAUUUUAGGAGAAGAGUCAGCUAAUUAUGAUAAUGUUCAAAAGCUUCCUUACCUUGACAUGUGCAUGUCUGAAACACUGAGAAUAUAUCCUAUUGCCAGCAGAGUCAAUCGAGAAGCCAAAAGAGACAUAUGUAUCAGAGGAUGGACAAUUCCAGCAGAAACUGAAAUUGUCAUUCCAAUUUAUGCACUUCACCAUUCUCCAGAAUAUUGGCCAGAGCCAGAGAAGUUUGAUCCUGAAAGAUUUACUCCUGAGGCAGUGGCUGCUCGUAAACCCUUUACUUAUCUUCCAUUUGGUGCAGGACCAAGAAUUUGUGCUGGCAUGAGAUUGGCACAUAUGGAAUUGAAAAUGGCUAUGGUUGAAGCCAUUCGAAAAUAUAAAUUUAUUCCCUGCUCAAAGACUGAGUAUCCAAUCAAGUUUAACAAUGGAAUCAUCCUGAGUGCCAAAAAUGGUAUUUGGUUGAAGGUAGAGAGACGGUAG